UGUCAUUGUAUUUCAUCAUGUUUCAUCAUGUGCUAAGUCACGUGAUGGGAAAGAUACAUUCAUAAAUGGACAUUCUAGUUUUGAUUUCUCUUUCUAAUUAAACUCCUAACUGACUUAGGAAGGACACAAUCUACGAGGAGAAUCGAGCUUGAACGUAAUAGGAUGAAAAUAAUGCUUUGUUCAACUGUCCUAACCCAUAUCUGAUGCUUACCUACUUACAAUUCAAGUUCAACUCCAAAUAAAACGCAGCCCGCCAGUGUCAGUCAAAAAAUAAGAAAAUAAAGAAAAUAAAAUACCAAAAGGGAAGUAUAGUCACGAAGUCAGAGGUUCACAUGACGCCCACAUGUAUAAAAAUCCCCACUCAUGUGAUCCUCCACUCCCCCACUUUGAAACCCAAAGCAGCUUCUGCAGCGCACAGCCGUUACCAAAAAAGACGCGAUGAAGUCAAUCUCAAUCUCCGCAAUCCAACGGCCACGAUCUCUCCCUCCCCUUCCCCUUUCCCAAUCCUCGCGACGCCUCUGAUCAUGUUAGCCGCCGCCUCCUCCUCAUCCACAUGGCUCCGAGCUCGCCGAAGCCGCUACCUCUUCCUCCUCAUCUGCUCUCCGAUUCUCAUCCCCUUUCUCUGCGCCACUUUCCCUUUCCUCUGCGCCGCCGAGCUCUGCCUCCGGCUCUGUCGCCGCCGCCGUAUAAAGACGGCUCACGGCGCCGACGAGGAGGUGGAGGAACGGCUGCGGCGAUGCGAAGAAGGACGCGGCGGCGAGAGAGAAGAGAUGGGGCUGCUGCAGAGGUAUUUGGAGGAUCAGUUGCUGCUCGUUGGAUCUGUGUAUGAUUGUGGGGAUGAUGAUGUUGAUGAUCGUUUGUAUCAUGAGAUUCAUGACUAUGAUAAUGAUUCCAAAACUACUCCUCUUUUGGCUUGAUUGAUUGCUUCUUUGCACUUUCCUUUUUUUUUUUUUUUUUUUUGGUAGCUUGUAGAUCAUCCAUUUUUAUUUAUUUUUCUUUUGGUAAAAUUUGUUUGUGAAGUUUUUUUGUUGAGAAUUUUUGGAAUUGUGAAUAUGAAAUAGUGGUGUGCGUCUUUGCCUU
Messenger RNA from Prunus mume (Japanese apricot), 1080 nucleotides. RefSeq lists its product as uncharacterized. Lineage: Eukaryota; Viridiplantae; Streptophyta; Magnoliopsida; Rosales; Rosaceae. The record is from RefSeq and is a predicted model, not a curated record.